Messenger RNA from Arabidopsis thaliana (thale cress), 1506 nucleotides. RefSeq names its product prenylated RAB acceptor 1.B1 (gene PRA1.B1). Bases 250 to 879 code for a protein of 209 amino acids. Lineage: Eukaryota; Viridiplantae; Streptophyta; Magnoliopsida; Brassicales; Brassicaceae. The transcript is spliced from 2 exons. Gene Ontology annotation, biological process: vesicle-mediated transport. The record is from RefSeq and is marked reviewed. Gene Ontology annotation, cellular component: endoplasmic reticulum; endosome membrane.
GUUUGAUUAAAAAAAAAAAAAAUCCAAAAACAAAAAUAAAACAUUGUUUAAAAGCACGAGGAGGAAUCGAACCAGCGACUUGAGGUUUUGGGCCGGUUUAACCUUUAUGGUCAGGCUCAGGCCCUAGAAUAUCUAAUCUACACGGAGCUCUGAUUCAGCAACUUCAGCUCUUGAAUUUUUUUCGUUUCAGACUAACGGAUCGAAACUUCUCAGCCAAAUCAGCCGCAUCUAACCUCACGCGCCGCCGCAAUGGCAACUCCACCGACGCUACCUGUCACCAAUCAGCAAGCUGUUCAAUCUCAGCCUCCAAUCAACACACCUGCUUUUCGUACUUUCUUCUCACGUCUCUCCACCUCGAUCCGUGAUGGCUUGUCACAGCGUCGUCCAUGGACGGAGCUCAUCGAUCGUAGUUCCAUGGCGAGACCUGAAUCUCUCACCGAUGCCUUGUCCCGGAUAAGGAAGAAUCUCGCUUACUUCAAGGUUAACUACGUCGCCAUCGUCUCCCUCGUACUCGCCUUUUCGCUUUUCUCUCAUCCUCUCUCCCUCCUUGUCCUCAUCGGACUCCUAGGCGGUUGGAUGUUUCUCUACCUCUUCCGUCCCUCAGAUCAGCCACUGGUCGUCUUCGGUCGCACUUUCUCUGAUCGAGAGACUCUGCUUGCUCUUGUGCUGUCUACGAUCGUCGUCGUGUUUAUGACGAGCGUUGGAUCUCUCUUAACCUCCGCGCUUAUGAUUGGUGUUGCAAUCGUUUGCGUACACGGUGCGUUUGUGGUUCCGGAUGAUCUCUUCUUGGACGAGCAAGAGCCUGCGAAUGCUGGAUUACUCUCAUUCCUUGGAGGUUCUGCUACCUCAGCUGCUGCAGCUGUCUCAGGGAGAGUCUAAGAGCUGGAUUUGAUUCAGAUCUCGUCAAUUGUGGUUGGUAACUCCGUACUGAUUUUAGUGAUUUGUUGUUGUUGAAAUGGAAUGUAGAUUCGUAACGAAGCUCUACAGAUUUAGAACUACGAAUUUUUGGUUGCAGUAUCUGCUUCUUCUUGUUGUUUUAUCUCUUUGGUGGCUCGACACUUUUAUGUUCAGAUGUAGAAAACUCAAAGUUGAUCUUUCUCUAUCGUUUCUCCUAUUGUGGGAUUCACUUUUAAAAUUUCAUCUACCUUCAAAUCAGUUUGUUCUCUUUUUUCCUUUAUCAGUAGCAUUGACUUUCAGAGCAUUCUUCACCAAAAUGAAUAAGGAUAUUACUGCAAUUGGGCUGAUCAUGGUCCCACAAAUAUAGCCGUUAGGAGGAGAAGUGAAGGAGCGGAGCGGUUUGUUGUUCGUGUGUCGUGUCCAUUAGGCAGCUCCGACGCAUUAAACGAAGCUGGUCUGCAAGAAUAAAAUAAAAUUAUGUUGUCUGCUUUAUUUGUUACUUUAUUCGGAAGAACAAUACUUUGAUCUCUUUCCUUAGAUUUGGAAUAAAAUUAAAUAAUGUUGACCUCACAUACAAACAACUAAGAGCUAUAAAAAAAAGAUUCCAAG